Molecule: messenger RNA, 4332 nt
Organism: Carassius gibelio (silver crucian carp)
Lineage: Eukaryota; Metazoa; Chordata; Actinopteri; Cypriniformes; Cyprinidae
Exons: 20
Coding region: 44-4297 (1417 amino acids)
Biological process (GO): prevention of polyspermy; binding of sperm to zona pellucida
Cellular component (GO): egg coat
Molecular function (GO): structural constituent of egg coat; acrosin binding
Source: RefSeq, a predicted model, not a curated record
GACCAAAGGGCAAUGUCUCCUCUUUGUGUUUAGCUGUUGAACAAUGGCUGGAAGUUGGUGUUUGGUUCAGAUUUCGUUGGUCUGUGCUUUCUGUCAUGCUGUUCCACAGUGGAGUAAGUCGCUUCAGGAUGCUCAAGCUCUGAUGAUGCAGCAGACUGACCAGCAGUUUCAGCUCCAGCAGACUGACCAGCAGUUUCAGCUCCAGAAGCCAGUUCAACAGCUAACUAACCAACAGUUUCCGCUUCGGAAGCCAGUUCAACAGCUAACUAAGCCGCAGUUUCCGCUUCAGAAGCCUGUUCAACAGCUAACUAACCAGCAGUUUCCACUUCAGAAACCAGUUCAACACCUACCUAACCCGCAAUUUCCACUUCAGAAGCCUGUUCAACAGUUAACUAAGCCGCAGUAUCCGCUUCAGAAGCCUGUUCAACCGCUAACUAACCAGCAGUUUCCGCUUCGGAAGCCAGUUCAACACCUACCUAACCCGCAAUUUCCACUUCAGAAGCCUGUUCAACAGUUAACUAAGCCGCAGUAUCCGCUUCAGAAGCCUGUUCAACCGCUAACUAACCAGCAGUUUCCGCUUCGGAAGCCAGUUCAACAGCUAACUAAGCCGCAGUUUCCGCUUCAGAAGCCUGUUCAACAGCUAACUAACCAGCAGUUUCCACUUCAGAAACCAGUUCAACACCUACCUAACCCGCAAUUUCCACUUCAGAAGCCUGUUCAACAGUUAACUAAGCCGCAGUAUCCGCUUCAGAAGCCUGUUCAACCGCUAACUAACCAGCAGUUGCCGCUUCGGAAGCCAGUUCAACAGCUAACUAAGCCGCAGUUUCCGCUUCAGAAGCCUGUUCAACAGCUAACUAACCAGCAGUUUCCGAUUCAGAAACCAGUUCAACACCUACCUAACCCGCAAUUUCCACUUCAGAAGCCUGUUCAACAGUUAACUAAGCCGCAGUAUCCGCUUCAGAAGCCUGUUCAACCGCUAACUAACCAGCAGUUUCCGCUUCGGAAGCCAGUUCAACAGCUAACUAAGCCGCAGUUUCCGCUUCAGAAGCCUGUUCAACAGCUAACUAACCAGCAGUUUCCACUUCAGAAACCAGUUCAACACCUACCUAACCCGCAAUUUCCACUUCAGAAGCCUGUUCAACAGUUAACUAAGCCGCAGUAUCCGCUUCAGAAGCCUGUUCAACCGCUAACUAACCAGCAGUUUCCGCUUCGGAAGCCAGUUCAACAGCUAACUAAGCCGCAGUUUCCGCUUCAGAAGCCUGUUCAACAGCUAACUAACCAGCAGUUUCCACUUCAGAAACCAGUUCAACACCUACCUAACCCGCAAUUUCCACUUCAGAAGCCUGUUCAACAGUUAACUAAGCCGCAGUAUCCGCUUCAGAAGCCUGUUCAACCGCUAACUAACCAGCAGUUUCCGCUUCGGAAGCCAGUUCAACAGCUAACUAAGCCGCAGUUUCCGCUUCAGAAGCCUGUUCAACAGCUAACUAACCAGCAGUUUCCACUUCAGAAACCAGUUCAACACCUACCUAACCCGCAAUUUCCACUUCAGAAGCCUGUUCAACAGUUAACUAAGCCGCAGUAUCCGCUUCAGAAGCCUGUUCAACCGCUAACUAACCAGCAGUUUCCGCUUCGGAAGCCAGUUCAACAGCUAACUAAGCCGCAGUUUCCGCUUCAGAAGCCUGUUCAACAGCUAACUAACCAGCAGUUUCCACUUCAGAAACCAGUUCAACACCUACCUAACCCGCAAUUUCCACUUCAGAAGCCUGUUCAACAGUUAACUAAGCCGCAGUAUCCGCUUCAGAAGCCUGUUCAACCGCUAACUAACCAGCAGUUUCCGCUUCGGAAGCCAGUUCAACAGCUAACUAAGCCGCAGUUUCCGCUUCAGAAGCCUGUUCAACAGCUAACUAACCAGCAGUUUCCACUUCAGAAACCAGUUCAACACCUACCUAACCCGCAAUUUCCACUUCAGAAGCCUGUUCAACAGUUAACUAAGCCGCAGUAUCCGCUUCAGAAGCCUGUUCAACCGCUAACUAACCAGCAGUUUCCGCUUCGGAAGCCAGUUCAACAGCUAACUAAGCCGCAGUUUCCGCUUCAGAAGCCUGUUCAACAGCUAACUAACCAGCAGUUUCCACUUCAGAAACCAGUUCAACACCUACCUAACCCGCAAUUUCCACUUCAGAAGCCUGUUCAACAGUUAACUAAGCCGCAGUAUCCGCUUCAGAAGCCUGUUCAACCGCUAACUAACCAGCAGUUUCCGCUUCGGAAGCCAGUUCAACAGCUAACUAAGCCGCAGUUUCCGCUUCAGAAGCCUGUUCAACAGCUAACUAACCAGCAGUUUCCACUUCAGAAACCAGUUCAACACCUACCUAACCCGCAAUUUCCACUUCAGAAGCCUGUUCAACAGUUAACUAAGCCGCAGUAUCCGCUUCAGAAGCCUGUUCAACCGCUAACUAACCAGCAGUUUCCGCUUCGGAAGCCAGUUCAACAGCUAACUAAGCCGCAGUUUCCGCUUCAGAAGCCUGUUCAACAGCUAACUAACCAGCAGUUUCCACUUCAGAAACCAGUUCAACACCUACCUAACCCGCAAUUUCCACUUCAGAAGCCUGUUCAACAGUUAACUAAGCCGCAGUAUCCGCUUCAGAAGCCUGUUCAACAGCUAACUAACCAGCAGUUUCCACUUCAGAAACCAGUUCAACACCUACCUAACCCGCAAUUUCCACUUCAGAAGCCUGUUCAACAGUUAACUAAGCCGCAGUAUCCGCUUCAGAAGCCUGUUCAACCGCUAACUAACCAGCAGUUUCCGCUUCGGAAGCCAGUUCAACAGCUAACUAAGCCGCAGUUUCCGCUUCAGAAGCCUGUUCAACAGCUAACUAACCAGCAGUUUCCACUUCAGAAACCAGUUCAACACCUACCUAACCCGCAAUUUCCACUUCAGAAGCCUGUUCAACAGUUAACUAAGCCGCAGUAUCCGCUUCAGAAGCCUGUUCAACCGCUAACUAACCAGCAGUUUCCGCUUCGGAAGCCAGUUCAACAGCUAACUAAGCCGCAGUUUCCGCUUCAGAAGCCUGUUCAACAGCUAACUAACCAGCAGUUUCCACUUCAGAAACCAGUUCAACACCUACCUAACCCGCAAUUUCCACUUCAGAAGCCUGUUCAACAGUUAACUAAGCCGCAGUUUCCGAUUCAGAAGCCAGUUAAACAGCAGUUUCAGAAGCCAGUAGUGCAGGCAGAGCCCUUUGAUAAAUGUGUAGCUGUAGCUGAUUCUGAGCAGAUCCAAUGUGGUCUACCUGGGAUCAGUGGUGCUGAGUGUGAAGCUAUCAACUGCUGCUUUAACGGACAGCAGUGUUUCUAUGGAAGGGCGGUGACCGUCCAGUGUAUUAGAGAUGGUCAGUUUGUGGUAGUGGUGUCUAGAGAUGUUACUCUGCCUCGACUGAGUCUGGAUACGGUUCAUCUACUGGGUGGAAAUGACCCACCUUGUGCUCCUGUGGGGUCUACACCUUCCUUUGCUAUAUACCAGUUCCCUGUGACCGCAUGUGGCACGAGCGUGAUGGAGGACAGCGGAUAUGUGGUGUAUGAAAACCGAAUGACCUCCUCGUAUGAAGUGGGGAUUGGACCAUAUGGUUCUAUCACAAGGGACAGUCAUUUUGAGUUUCUCUUCCAGUGUAGAUAUUCGGGAACUUCUGUGGAAGCUCUGGUUGUGGAGGUCAACUCUGUUCCUCCACCUCCACCAGUAGCUGCUCCUGGACCUCUCAGGGUGGAGCUCAGACUGGCCAAUGGCCAAUGCGUCACCAAAGGCUGUGCUGAAGGGGAUGAGGCCUACACGUCCUAUUACAGUGACGCUGAUUAUCCCAUCACAAAAGUCCUGCGAGAGCCUGUGUAUGUUGAGGUGCACAUUAUGGAGAGGACCGACCCCAACAUUGUCCUGACGCUGGGACGUUGUUGGACGACUUCAACCCCCAGUCCACUCAGUCUCCCCCAGUGGGACCUUCUGAUCGACGGAUGCCCUUACCAGGACGACCGCUAUCUGACCACACUGGUUCCAGUGACUGGAUCGUCUGGUCUUCAGUUCCCAACCCACUACAAGCGCUUUGUUGUGAAGAUGUUCACAUUUGUAGAUCCAGCCUCACUGGCUGCUCUGCAGGAAACCAUCUUCAUCCACUGCACUACAGAGGUGUGCCAUCCAUCAUCUGGCUCUUGUGAGCAAAGCUGCACCAGGAAACGAAGAGACACUCGUAUCAAGGCUGUCUCUGGGGAGCAGACUGUGGUUUCUAGUGGAGAAGUUACUCUGGUCAUGUAAAUCUAGUGUUUUUAAUAAACUUUUCAGAACCCUUA